CUCUGGGCACGCCUCAGGAGACCAGCCUCGGAGAGUGCGAUUCCUUGGAUGGCGUCCAUCGCCGCCGCCGUCUUCUUCUUCCUGUUCGUCUUCACGCCGCGCCCGUGGCUGGCGUCCGAUCGCCCGAGCCGCAUCCAAUAUUUCGGCUGCGGCAACUCAACGGCAGAUGCUUCGGCGGCGGGAUGCAGAUUCGACUGGAGCUGGUAUUCGGAUGAGGAGGGCACGCAACAGCUGUCAUUGAACGAUGUCGCGAUGGGCCAGCAUGACUAUGUCUAUGUGACGUGGAAGUACUACAACACGCACUGCACUUACAUGUGGAAGAAGAUGCAUCGUUCUCUUUUGACCUCCAGAGAGAUUGACUCGUACAUUUCCGAUUAUCGACACACCGAACAAUGCGAGAGGGUAUUACUGGACCGGGAGCGCGCCAUGGAAAGCACAAGUGUCAUGCUUGUGGCUAAGUAUCCUUCCUGUCCUGUCGUCUCAAAGUGAGGCUCGAGCAUGAAGUAUUCAUACGGCUGCUUUGGUGGGAUGUGCGUUUUGGCGUUGGGGUCUCGGGGCAUGGACAUACACUUGAGGUCUUUUGGCGGAGUUAUACAGGGAACUCUCUUUCUUGAUACCAACAUACCUACGUGUGACCCUUAGGGUCUUUUCUUCUGUGAAUCAAACCAGAUUCUC
Messenger RNA from Cryphonectria parasitica EP155, 675 nucleotides. RefSeq lists its product as uncharacterized. The record is from RefSeq and is a predicted model, not a curated record. Lineage: Eukaryota; Fungi; Ascomycota; Sordariomycetes; Diaporthales; Cryphonectriaceae. The transcript is spliced from 3 exons. The coding region runs from base 49 to 489 and encodes 146 amino acids.